AUGCCAACAACUGUUUUUUCCUUCAUUCGUUUUUUCGUCCUCUUACUCAGUUUCUCCGCUAUUUGUCUGGGAGCGUUUUGCAUUUCCACACGCACUGCGCUGGCUGUUUAUUGUCUGUUACCUCUGGGGUUCCUGCUCCUUGUGACUGGCAUUUUCUGGAACGCUUUCCAUGAAGCCAUCAAAUACAAGGGCCUCAGCAGCAUCUUCAGUCGAAAUCCCAGCCUUAGAGAGCUACAUGUCAGCACCAUAGACAGACCUGAUUUCUACCCUCCGUCCUACGAAGACAGCACAGACCCAGAAAAACAGACCUUCCCCCUGCCAGUUGCCUCCACAUCAAAAGGGGAAGAGGUGUCCCAGCUCCCUCCACCUCUGUACACUGAAAGCAGCACAGAGUUCAUCAACGAGACCAGUGAGCAAGAGGAUCCACCACCAUACAAGUUGUCUGUGCAGGAGCCAUGGCAGCAGCAAACGCCGGGGCUAGACUCAGACCCUGGAACCGGAUCAAAUACUCACGCGCCCACACAAGAAAACAGUUGCUGA
This is a messenger RNA of Struthio camelus australis, 540 nucleotides long. It is a transcript of the gene TMEM252, whose product is annotated as transmembrane protein 252. Lineage: Eukaryota; Metazoa; Chordata; Aves; Struthioniformes; Struthionidae. The record is from RefSeq and is a predicted model, not a curated record.